This is a messenger RNA of Gastrolobium bilobum, 2691 nucleotides long. RefSeq lists its product as uncharacterized. NCBI's taxonomy places the organism in Eukaryota, Viridiplantae, Streptophyta, Magnoliopsida, Fabales, Fabaceae. Gene Ontology annotation, biological process: regulation of photomorphogenesis. The transcript is spliced from 4 exons. The record is from RefSeq and is a predicted model, not a curated record. Bases 169 to 2346 code for a protein of 725 amino acids.
UUUUCAUUUCCUUCAUCAGCUUCUCAACUUUAUUGUUCCCAGUUUCGCCGACUUCGCUCUUCUGCGUCUCUGAAUUUUGAAGGUUUUGAACACUUGUUCGGCUUGACUAUGUUUGUGAGGUCAAAGUAGUGGUGUGUUGUUGUGCUGGAGAAAGUGAAUCAAUCCAUCAUGAUGCCUGAUGAUAUUGCUGCACAAGCAUGUCAUGAUGGUGAGAGGGUGCAUGCUCAGGCAAUGCAUGGUUACCAAUCGGCAUGGAUGGCUCAUUGGAUGCAUACAAGUUAUAAGUCAGCGACCCCGGCUUGCAAUCGUGUAACGAUUGAUUGUGAGCUUAAAGAAGUCAAAGAAGACACUGGUGCUGAUCAGCAUGGUUCACUUGGUGCUGAUCAGAAGUCAAAGUCUAUGCAUGCUGGAGCAUUUGGAGAAGAAGCUAGGGCUGCAAGGGUUAACUUCAGUAAUGAGGCAGACACAGGAAUAUCAAAGAAAGUGAGCUCUGAUCCCAAUUCAUUUCCUGUAUUUGAUCUUUCUCGAAAGUUAGAUGGAAGAUUGUCUCUGCAGAGGGAAGAGAAUAGUGUUUACCAUGGGGAAGAUGUAAAAUCUGAAACCGAAGCCUGCUCAGGAGAUGACAAGGUUUCUCUCAACAGAGCUGGGAAUCACUUACCAUCAAGAUCUGCACAUGCUCCUCCUAAAUCAGAAACUUUAGUAAGAGAGUGUAAAUUGUUGUCUGAAGGAACUUUAGCUGUUCCAACAUCACUAUGGAAUGACUUUGUAAAAUCAGCUUCUGACAUAGUGCCAAAUGGACGUGACAAAGGAAAAACCUUGAUGCCCCAAUUCAAACCUCUUCCACUUGAUAUAUAUCAAUCAAGCCACAAUUUAGCAUCCCAAGAGUGUUUCGCAAGUACUAAAUAUCAUAGUUAUUCUUCUCUUUUAAUCCGUGAGAAGAAAAUAAGUAGCCUUUUGUUAGACCCUCAAAGAUCUUCCUUUUCAAGAUGGAUGCAAGGUGGUAUUGCUCAUUUGCCACAUGAUCCCAUAGCUGGCAGUGAUGGACUGUAUUUUGUUCGUGGUCAGGACCACAAGAUUCAAAAUUAUACUGCUAAUCCAAACAUUACAAACCAUACUGCAUCCUUGGAGUCAAUUAAACCACAAAAUUUUUACGGUGGAAGCUCUUUGGUAAAGCCAGUGCCAUGUUCUGUUCAUGAUGUGGAGACUAAGAAGAUAUACACCUGUAUAGAUUCAGUAGAAGAAUCUUCAAGAGGCCAUCCCAAAAUUUCCGAGACAACUCAACAAUUUCUGAUGUCUAGAAAGUCUGAUGUUAAUUUAUCUGACCGAGGUCAGUUCUUUGAAGGGUCAAUAGCACCUAACAAAUACAAAGGAAAUGCUGAGAUCCUUGAUUUCUCUCUACCCAUGAGUGACUGUGCUCUGGAUGGUCUGAAGCUGGAAGCUUUAGGCAGCUCCAUUAAGAGUGAAGGAAAGGAAAAUGUCCAAGAUUUCAAAAGUCCAACAAGCCUGAAGAAUGAAUCAUCUGCUGAAACAGAUACUAUGGACAUCAAUGCUUUACAUGAGAAUCAUCUUUUUGGUAAUGUUUCAUUGCAAACAAAUAAGUGUUCCAAGGAUAGUCAAAACUCGCUCACGUCUCAAGUUGGAAAAACUUCAGCUAGAGAGAAAACCAUAGCAAAAUCGGUGAAUACAGCAGUACCAGAUAUAAACCAAGAGCCUCAUGAGCUUCUCACUCCGGAAAGUCCAGUGGUUGACUGGGAGAAUAGCACAUCAAGAACCCACAGCCUCAAUGUGGAACACCUUUCCAUUGCAGAUGAGCAAGCAAGGUCAAAAUCUGGCAAUAGUUCUUUGGGAUCAGAUCCAGAUAGCAGAUGGGUUAAACGACUCAAGUUAUGCACAUUGGGUUCUGCUCAUGGUACCAGGAGUGCAAAACUUGGAGAAAGUUCUUCGCAUGAAAAAGUAAAUAAUAUUUUCAGCAAAAUUAUGAAAGGUAGCACAACUAGUUUGGAACCCAAAAUUGUAUAUCAUGCUGAGGGCGAGAUGGUACCAGAUCUACCUGCAACAGUAUUAACAAAUGGCAAGUCCUCUGUUACUGAAGCGAAGAAAACAGUAGAAAUUACACUUUCACAUCCCUGGAUUCAGAGAUGGAGUCAUAAUCGUGCUGCAUCUUCCCAUAAGAGACAUGAAUUAGUGGAGCUUCGUGAACCAAAGUCUUCAAACACUGUGCUGCUGGAAGCGUUUCAAAAGAAGCAGUUUCCAAGCAUUGCUGCUAUGGCCCUGAUGGGAAAGGCACUGAACAAUAUAAAUCCCUCUGAGCUUAUGAAAAAGGGACCCAUAACGAAGAGAUUUUGAUAUUGUUGGCCAUAGGUAUUUAAAUUUAUCAAGUUUAUGACGGCAGAUUCACGGGAUUAGUUUGAGAGGAAUACAUGGGAUAUGACUGCUUGCUUUGUAGUCAUAUGGAGAAAUAGGAAAUGCUCGGGCCAUAUGCCAGAAUCAUGUUGAAUAUGUUGCUUAUCUUACUACCUUGUUCUCCUCCGAUUUGGAUUAAUCGAAGCAAAAUAUAAGCAGUGCAUGCAAGAAUCAUGUUGAAUAUGUUGCUUAUCUUACUACAUUGUUCUCCUCAGAUUUGGAUUGAUGGAAACAAAAUAUAAGCAGUGCAUGCAUGUAAAGAUAUUAAGUAUGGGAACGUACCUUUUC